This is a messenger RNA of Aphidius gifuensis, 3202 nucleotides long. It is a transcript of the gene Spred, whose product is annotated as sprouty-related, EVH1 domain-containing protein 1. Gene Ontology annotation, molecular function: protein kinase binding. NCBI's taxonomy places the organism in Eukaryota, Metazoa, Arthropoda, Insecta, Hymenoptera, Braconidae. The record is from RefSeq and is a predicted model, not a curated record. The transcript has 6 exons. Gene Ontology annotation, cellular component: membrane. Bases 375 to 1718 code for a protein of 447 amino acids. Gene Ontology annotation, biological process: multicellular organism development; negative regulation of MAPK cascade.
AAAAAACCAAAGAGAGGGAGGAACAGCCACAGCGCUGUGCUUCCUGUCGUUUUGGCUCUCUAGUGUUAGCCUUAAAAAUAAUAUUAAAAAAGUGUAAAGAAGAAAACAAAAAAUAUAAUACAAAAUUUAAUAAAUAACAAUAAUAAAAUAUACAAGUGUACUGAUAAAAAGUUAAUACUCAUGAUUUAAGGAAUAUACUGGAUUAAUGUGAAGUGUUAAUUAAAGUGUAUACAUAUAAGUAAUUGAUAAUUAAUAUAUGAAAUAAUAAUAUAAAUAUUUAGAGGUUUACUAGACCGAAUGUAUUCUCAAUGCAAUGAAAAUGGUGAAGUGUGGAGUAAAGUGGGCAUUGAGUAAGGCCUUCGACAUAUCAAAUCAUGACAGAGGCCUCGGAAGAUGGUAAUUAUCUGGUAAGGGUCCGGGCCCAGGUGAUGACAAGGGAUGAUAGUUCUGGUGGUUGGGUACCACUUAGUGGUGGUGGUCUUGCAAAUGUAUCUGUAAGACGUAGAGCAACAUCAUCAAGUGGUACUGGAAGUACAAAUGUUGGUACAACUACUGUUACAAAUGGAUCAUCAACUGGUACAUCACCAAAUAAUAGUGGUAAUAAUAAUAAUGGUGGUAAUGGUAGUGGUGCUGGAGCUACUAGUGUGACUGCUACUGCUGGUACUGCUACUGCUGCUAGUCAAAGUUCAUCAAGUACAUCACCACCAAGUGCAGCUAAAAAAAAACAUGAAUAUCUUAUUUAUGGAAAAAGAAUAACAGAUCAAUCAGUUGUUCUUAGUUGCACAAUUAAAAAAGACUUUCAAUAUAAUAAAGUCAUGCCAACGUUUCAUCAUUGGCGUACUGGUGAAAAAAAAUUUGGUUUAACAUUUCAAACAGCAGCUGAUGCUAGAGCAUUUGAUAAAGGUGUACGUACAGCAGUUGAAGAACUCUUAGAAGGUUUAACAGAUACAGCAUUACGAUCACACUCGGAUGUUGGUGAUGACAGUGUGUUUAUGGCUAUAAAUUUACCAGCAGAACCACCAGAUCCACGUCAAUCAAAUGAACAAUCAUCACGAACAAUACGUUCACAAUAUUGUAAUGAUUUAUCAGAUUCUCAUAAAUCAAUUCAUUAUAUAAAUAGUAGUACAUCAACAAAAGUAUUAUCAUCACAUAAUCAUCCACUUGAAUCAAGUGGUGAUAUUGGUACAGAUAAUUGUCCAUAUGUACAAUUAACAACUCUAAGUCAUGAUUAUCUUUAUCCAGUACUUGAAGAUCAUAAAACUCAAAAUAAUCAAAGUGAACGUAGAACAUCAACUGGUUCAUUUAAAAAACCAGAUAUUAUUGAUUCACAACCAACUAAAAUUAUUGGUAAACAUGAUAAUACAAGAUUAAGAUGUAAAUAUUGUCAAAGAAUAUAUUCAGAUGAUGAUAAUCCACGUGGUUCAUGUGAAUAUGCACCAGAUAAAAUUGGCAAAGCAAUUGAUACUGUAUCAUGUUUGAUAUGUGCAAGAUGUAUGCUUUAUCAUUGUAUGAGUGAUGCUGAAGGAGAAAAUUCCCAUAGUCUUGAACACAAUCCAUGCAUAUGCAGUACAGAGGAUGGUUGUGGUCGUCGUUGGUUUGGUUUAGCUUUGCUAUCUUUAAUUGUACCAUGUUUAUGGUUAUAUCCACCAUUACGUGCCAUUCAUUGGUGUGGUAUGGCCUGCAGUAUUUGCGGUGGUCGUCAUCAUCAAAUGGAAUAACUGAAAGAUCCCUUUGGUAUAUCUACACCAUUUACCAUUUAUACAUCUGAUAAUAUUUAUGAAUUUCAUGAUUUAAAUAUGGCAAGGUGUCAGAGAUAUCAAAGGGACAAAAAAUUACCUGUACAUGCACUUAUUCAUCAAGGUCAUUUGUGAAUAUUAUUAUGAUAGACACACUACACACCAAUACACACAUCUACACACAGUGCAUUAACAAUUAACAGUGCAUUAAUUAAGCAUUCUUGAUGAAUGAUUAAUUAUUAUUUAUUUAUUAUUUUAUUUUUUAAUUAAAUUAAUUAUUGUGAAUGUGAUUGUUCAAGUUGAUAACACAAAUUAUCAAAGUAAUUUUAUGAUUUUUAAGAACGUUGAUUCAUCAACAUUAAAAAUGAUAUUUUUUUUGAAAAUAAUAUGACAAUUUUAAAGGAAAUAAAUUGUUAAAGUUAUUCAUUAAAUUAUUGAAUGUGUUAAAAUAAUAAUAAUAAUUAAUUUCACAUAAUGUGAUAAGUGCUGAAUGAUUAAAAAAUAUGAGACAAUUUAGAUGAUAAAAAAAAAAAUCAUAAUAAUUAUAAUAAAUGCUUAAUUUAAAACAGACUUUUAUGCUGAAGAAAAUAAUAUCGUAAAUAAUGUUCAAAAAUUUGUUUUAAUUUGUAAUAACUAAAUUUGCUAUAAUAAUAAUAAUAUUUUUUUUUUUCUUUAUUUGUUUUUUAAUGAGUUUUUUUUUUUUUUUCGUUUUUUUUUUAUACAAUUUUUAUUGUAAGCUUUAAUAUGACAUUGUAAGUUACUAGGUGAAUUUAAUUAUUUUUAAAUUGAAUUAUUUAAUUCUGAUUUAUUAUUGUUUAAAUGAGGAAUGAGAUUUUUUUUUUUUUAAACAAAAAUUAUGAUCUGUGUAUCUAGUGGUCUGUUAGAUAUUUCUCAGCUUCAAAAUGAAGAUAAUUAAUAGUAUAAAUAAUAAUUGCGCGCAUAAGUGAAGAAAAAAUGUUAAUUUAAUUAAUAAUAUAACAACAAAAUAUUAAUAAUUAUAAUAAUAUUUAUAUUUCCAAAUUUUCUUUGCCUAUGCAAGACCAAGAUUUUUAUUUUUUAAAAAAAGUAAUUAUUUAAAUUUAAAGUUAAAAGAAAAAAAAACAAAAGGAUUCUUUUAUUAGUGUCCGAACGAACCGCUGAGUAUUUGUUUCCUGUUUAUAUAUUAUUUUGUUAUUAUUAUUUUUUUAAAUAUAAAAUGGGAACACAACUAAGCUUUAAUCGCUUAUCUUUGAAGUGACAAAUAUAUAAAAAAAAAUAAAUUGUCUGUCGUUGAAUGAAAGAAAAAAAAAAUACAAAUAUUUUACUCAAAAUUAUAUUUCGCUGGAUAAAUUAUAGAAAAAUUAAUUAAUAAAUUAAAAUAAAAUUCAGGGUAACAUGUCAAGGCCGUUAAACAAACGACAAAACCAACAUGGUAUAAAAAAAAAAAUAUAAAAUUUAAAAUAAAUAAAAACACCAAAAAAAAAAAA